Molecule: messenger RNA, 1923 nt
Organism: Mauremys mutica (yellowpond turtle)
Lineage: Eukaryota; Metazoa; Chordata; Testudines; Geoemydidae
Gene: PERCC1
Product: proline and glutamate rich with coiled coil 1
Exons: 3
Coding region: 335-1159 (274 amino acids)
Source: RefSeq, a predicted model, not a curated record
CAAUACAGCUACCAAAUAUUUGCCAGCCGUCAGUCCAGCUCCACUAUAAAUACUUCAGCCCCAGGUGGAGGGAUGGCCAGGGGAGAGAGAGAGCCUGGGAUGCUACGCAUGGCACGGCUGCAGCAGCGAGUUACUCCCAAUUGACACAGGGCGACCGAGAUCCAAAGCAGGGGCUGAUCCCUGGCCUGGGUCAUAGGAGGGAGACUCUGCCUCCUGCUCCUGCCAGACCCUGCUGACAACGAAUGCCCCAAGCUGCUGGGUGGAAAAUGUGCCCAGCUGCACACCAGCGUGACUGCACGGCCCAGCAGCACCUGUCCGUACACAGCGAGGCAAGAUGGCUGCAGGAGUGAUCAGGAACCUGGCAGAGUUCAGGCUGCCCACUUCCUUUCAACACUCAUUCCUCCACCCCACCCCUCCCCAGGACAUGGACUUCCAAGACCUGUCAGAGGAGGAGGAGGAGGAGGAGGAGGACUACGAUGUGGAAGAGGACAGCCCUCCUUGUCACAGUCCUGGCACAGAGGGGCAGAAAGUCACAGCUGGUUGCAGCCAGAGUGACACAGAAAUGACCCUGCAGCUCCUGAAGUUCUCCGAGCUGAUCAGCUGUGACAUCCAGAGAUACUUUGGAAGGAAGGCCAAGGAUGAGGACCCCGACUCCUGCAACAUCUACGAGGACUGCUUCUCUCCCCGCCGGCUGGGGCGGGAGCGGUACUACGCAGACCUGAUGCGACUUGCCCAGAGUGGCGAGCUGGACGAUGAGGAUGCCCAGGGCCCUGUGCCACCCCCGGGGCAGCUCGACCAGCAGGUCUGGAGGUCCAUCUGUAACAAGGACGGGGCGCAGAAGCUGGGGCCAUUAGCAGAGCUCUUUGAAUACGGCUUGCGCCGCUUUCUCAAGAGGAGGGCGGCUGAUGGCAGGAAGCUGCGGCUGGAGAAGAAGUAUGCCCACAUCAUGCCCAUGCACAAGAGGAAGCUGCCACAGUCCUUCUGGAAGGAACCAUCACCCAGCCCCCUGUGCAUCCUCAACACAAACCCGCCUGACUUCAGCGACCUCCUGGCCAACUGGACCUCAGAGCCCGGGCAGGAGCUGCCCAGCGCCGGCAGGGAGCUGGCCGGGGAGCUGGCCAGGCCGGCCAUGGAAACCGAUCAGUUCAGUGUGCUGUGAGGCAGAGGAACUGGGAACCCAGCCAGUCCCUGUGCUGGACAGACGCUCCAUGCCCAUAAGGUGCUGCUGAGGAUUGGCUCUGGAUGGGAGCACCAUGCCCACCCGCAGUUCUGACUCCAGACUGAACCAAGCCCCCACACCGACACCUGGCCUAUGCACCAUGGGCCAUAGCCUGCUCUCACCCCUUAAACCAGGCAGGCUCUGAGUCCCUCCCAGCUGCAGCACCAGCCUUUGUGCCCAUCCUGUAAAACCAUCCACGUCUGUGUAUCCCGCAAGGAUGUUGGGCAGUGUCAGGCUGCAGCUGCUGCCAUCUGAUAGUUGCAUCCCCACCAUGUGCCACCCUGGUUAAUGAUAAAGCUCACUCCCUUUUUAUGAGACAGGGCUCUGAUGCCAUGGGUGGGGGUUGGGAGACACGUCACCUGGGAUUUACCAGCAACCUAGACCCGGGCUGUGGCAAUGGGGGUGUUUGAUUUUAUUUUCCUCAGAUUGCAAUGGCACUGGCUAGGGCAAAUAAACGCUUCUUUUGAGUGCGUGUGUAUCAGCAAUGCCCUCUGAUCCCACACACGAGGGGCCACGGCGCUGAGACAGAGGCCGGCCCCAAGGGCAGCUCACAGACUGGGCCAAAUCCUAGUGCCACUUAUUUCAGGCUUGGGUCCGGCUCCUUGUGCACUGUGGGCUGGAGGCCGGUGGGAUGGGGUGUGCGUCCCUGCCCCGUCGGACACACUGUACUCCGGCAGUGCUGAGCGCUCACUGCGCUGGCAGUC